AUGAUUGAAAGACGAAAAACGACACGAAAACGCACUACUUUUACCGUUGAACAAUUGUAUGUUUUGGAGCAUUAUUUUGGGAGAAGUCAGUAUGUUGGAGCUGUUGAAAGAGCCAGAUUAUCGGUGAUGCUGGGGUUAGAAGAGAUGCAGGUUAGUUUGCAUGUGCGCUUUAUUGAGAACCUCGAAAUUUUAUCGAAAAAACAAAUACGCUCUAUUGCUAACUGUGUUUUCCCAGCCAAAAUUCAAAUUUCUAUGGUCAAAACCCACAUUUCCUAUAGAAAAAUUGAACCCGUCCAUCAUAUUUGCUCUCUAGUUUUUUUACUCCACCUAUCUAUCAAACUUGAACAGGAAAAUAUUUUUUUAAGUUAUCAGCAAGUUGGUUCCACUAUGAAGAGAUAAGCGGAAUGGGAAUUCCCGGACAAAAAUACAUUUUUCAAUGGAGCGCACUUGAAAAAUUGAAAUUUUUGAAUAGAAGUUCUAUAGAACAAAAGCUUUGUUGAAAUUCAAACAAAAAAAAUUGCAGAUCAAAAUCUGGUUUCAAAAUCGACGGAUUCGUUGGCGACGCGACGAAAAUCGCCGAGCAACUUAG
Molecule: messenger RNA, 589 nt
Organism: Caenorhabditis angaria
Lineage: Eukaryota; Metazoa; Nematoda; Chromadorea; Rhabditida; Rhabditidae
Source: the annotation of a GenBank genome assembly